Phalaenopsis equestris is the source of this 676-nucleotide messenger RNA. RefSeq lists its product as uncharacterized. The transcript has 2 exons. The coding region runs from base 66 to 647 and encodes 193 amino acids. The record is from RefSeq and is a predicted model, not a curated record. Lineage: Eukaryota; Viridiplantae; Streptophyta; Magnoliopsida; Asparagales; Orchidaceae.
CCUCUCCUUACGCAUAUUUAAGGCGUCCCUCCGGCUAAAAAACCCGAGCGAGAAAGAGGGGAAAAAUGGAAGCCCUCUCCUUCAGGAGGGGCUCCCCUAUUUCCCCACCUUCUAACCCAAGCACGGAAGCUGGCUACGACUCUGCAGAGAAGGAAGCAAACAAAAAGAAGACAAAGCCCGCGAGAUCGAGAAGGAUUGGGGAGGAACGGAACAAUGGAGCUCCACCGCGGUGGCAGCGGAAAGGGAAGGGCGCUGUGAUGCUGGAAGGUUACUUUGAAGUGACAGAAGGAGGUCAGAAAAGGUCAGAAGGAGGAGAGGAAAUGGUGGGGAGGACGAAAAGCUUGACCGACGAUGAUCUGGAGGAGCUUAGGGGGUGUUUGGAUCUAGGGUUUGGAUUCGUCUAUGAGGAGAUCCCUGAGCUCUGCAAUACUCUGCCCGCUCUUGAGCUUUGCUACUCGAUGAGUCAGAAAUUCCUCGACGAGCAGCAACAGAAGCACUCUAGUGGUGUGGCCGGGGAGGUGGGAGCGCCAUCAACACCAGUCGCUAACUGGAAGAUCUCCAGCCCUGGAGACCAUCCUGAUGAUGUUAAAGCAAGGUUGAAGUAUUGGGCUCAAGCAGUGGCAUGCACCGUCAGAUUAUGCAACUGAAGUGCAGGUUUAAAUCCCUCCAUUGUUUU